Stylophora pistillata is the source of this 1593-nucleotide messenger RNA. RefSeq names its product calumenin-A. The record is from RefSeq and is a predicted model, not a curated record. NCBI's taxonomy places the organism in Eukaryota, Metazoa, Cnidaria, Anthozoa, Scleractinia, Pocilloporidae. Gene Ontology annotation, cellular component: endoplasmic reticulum. Gene Ontology annotation, molecular function: calcium ion binding.
UCAGUCAGGUGGAAAGCCUGCUAGAUUUUGCCACGUCUAGGUCAACGUGUUUAGUCUAGUUUAAAAGUUACUGCAGGGAUUAUUUAGAUUAUUUCCCAUUCAUAGUUCACAACCACAAGCAACACAAUCUACCUGUAUACUUUUCUUGAUUCAAACAUGGAAGGGAUCCUUUAUAUUUUGAUGUGUGCACUCCUUGUAAACAGCUGUAUUUGUGCAGCUACCACCGCAAGAGAGAAUCGGCCGAAACCACAUGAAGAUAUCUCCUUAUCGGAAAAAGAGCACGAAGUAGAUGGUGAGCAUAGCUCAGAGUACGACCACGAGGCCUUCCUAGGAGACAUGAAAGAUGAAUACGAUGACCUGCCCCAGGAGGAAGCCAUAAGACGUCUAAAAGUUUUGGUCAAGAAAGUAGAUGCCGAUAAGGACGGAUUUGUCACGGAAGAAGAGCUGACAAAAUGGGUGAGAGAUGUGUUCAGCAAACGUCUGCUGGAGGGAGUGGACGAAGAUUUGAAGUCAAAAGACACGGACGGGAAUGGCAAAUUAACCUGGGAUGAGUACACAAAGGCGACCUACGGCCCGGAGGAAAUGGAAGAUGAUGCCGAUGAAGAAACAAAGAAGUUGUUGAACACGGACAAGAGGCGAUUCGAUACAGCUGAUAAAGACAAAGACGGAGCCCUCACCAAGGAAGAGUUUGUUCACUUCAUGCAUCCAGAAUCAUCCUCAGAGAUGGGCGAUAUUCAUGUUCUGGAGACUAUUGAAGAUAUUGAUCGUGACAAGGACGGUUUUGUCAGCAUGAAGGAAUUUUUGGGAGAUUUCGAAGAUCCUGAUGACAAGGAAGCCGAUGAACCUGAGUGGGUGAAGGAAGAAACCAAAAGGUUCAAUGAGGAAUAUGACAAAAAUCAUGAUGGCAAACUUGAUAAAGACGAGGUGAGGCAAUGGAUUCUUCCUGAAACUGAUCACAUGAUGGCGCUAGAGGAGUCAAAGCAUCUGAUUCAAAGUGCUGAUGAAAACAAGGAUGGAAAACUCAGUGAGGAGGAAAUUGCUCAACACCAUGAUGUUUUCGUUGGCAGUGAGGCUACAGACUAUGGCCGUGCCUUACCAAAACAUGAAGAACUUUAAGUGCUCUGGUUCAUUUUUGGUAUUUUUAGAUUAAACCUUAUGGCAUUUUUGUCCAAAUUGGCUUUAUUGCAAACAGCUAAGUCUUAAUGAAGAAGCCCUUUAAGUAAAGACAUGUUAGAAAAUAUAUUAGUUCAAAGGACCUUUCCACUUUUAUUGCACCUGUCAUAAGUUUCAAUUUCUGUAACUGCAUUAAAUUAUAUUGCAGGAUUUGUUGGUUGUGGCCUUGCAGUUGUUUGAAUGUUUUGCUUUUUUUGUUCUUAUUUAUAUCUUUUGUUUAGAGUAAUGUAGAAACCUUGUAUCUCAUUGAGCAGUUUGUACUCUUUGCUAGAAACAAUUGACUACUUUUGACAGUUUCUAAAUUUGUUGCAAUAUGUUUUUAACACAUGAAAUGAAAAUCCCAUUUUGGCAGAAGUGAUUUUGGGGCUAACUAUAACAUUGAAAAGGAGAUGAUUAUUAAAAUUCUUUCUAAAGAUUUAA